Acanthoscelides obtectus is the source of this 1145-nucleotide messenger RNA. The record is from the annotation of a GenBank genome assembly. NCBI's taxonomy places the organism in Eukaryota, Metazoa, Arthropoda, Insecta, Coleoptera, Chrysomelidae.
GGUGUAAGAUGUCUGGACAUAGGAAAAUAUCUGAUGAAGAAAGAAAGCGUAUUAAACGUGACCGGGAACGAGAACGGAGGCGUAAAAUAAGAGAAGAUCCGGAAAAACGUGAGGAGCAGCGGGAAAAAGAGCAUCAGAAAUACUUGCGUCAACGAAAGAAUAAACAAAGGAAGCUUGUUUCGGAAAUGACAGAAAGAGAAAUUAGAUCGCAACGCAAGAAAUGGACACAAUAUACAAAGUCUCACCGAGAUCGAUUAAGACUAAGAUCAUCCGAAAACGCACAUGUGCCAGAUCAUUUAACGAAACAGUUAGAUGGAAGAAAGGAACAUGCAAUAAAGAAAAGUAAUAGAAUGAAACUUAAGCGACAUCGAGAAAAAAGAAAAAAUGAAGCUAAAAUAGCAGACCUUAAAAAAAAAGUUGGAAAGUGGAAGAAAAAGUAUUCUCGCCUAAAGAAGUCAAUGCAUCAAAAUAAAAAUGUUGCUCAACAAACUAGUUCCCCAUCAGUUUCACCUGGAACUAGAGUACAACAGAUCAUAGAAAGGUCUUCAAUACAGCAAAAAAGAGUAGAUGAAAUUAAAAAACAACUUAUUUUUGGGGAGACCAUCAAGGACCAGCUGUCAGAGAGUUAUAAAUCGUUAAGCCCAAAAGAAAAGAAGGUAUUUAGGAAAAUAAUGGAUGGAAAAAUUAUUAAGAAGUACAAGCUUCAGCGAACGUGUUCCAAAGUUUUUCGAUAUACAAAAACAAGAGUAGUGGAAUACAGCCAUAGGAAUGUAGAUGUUAAGUAUCAGAAAAACCGAAGAGCAUCUGAAAAUAGGAAUAAAAUUGUGGCGUUCUUACAGGAAGAUGUUAAUAGCCGGAUUUGCCCCGGUAAGAAAGACUAUGUUACAAAGAAUAAAUUCACCUAUCAAAAAAGAUAUUUAACAAACACUUUGAAGAAUUUGUUCAAAGAGUUUUGUAAAAAAUACGCCGAUGUCAAGGGGCAUACAUUACUGUUGUGGUUCCUCCCGCAGCGGAAACAGCCCGGAGAGCGACCAGACGAUGUGAACUGCUGUAGCUGCGGCAGCGCCAUGUUUGAGCUGUUGCCCCCACUCCUGCGCGUGCCUCCUUGGCUCCGCUGCGCUGCAGGUACUGCUGUCCCUCUAUGA